Apis dorsata (giant honeybee) is the source of this 655-nucleotide messenger RNA. Its product is annotated as HSPB1-associated protein 1-like. The transcript has 2 exons. Bases 152 to 655 code for a protein of 167 amino acids. NCBI's taxonomy places the organism in Eukaryota, Metazoa, Arthropoda, Insecta, Hymenoptera, Apidae. The record is from RefSeq and is a predicted model, not a curated record. Gene Ontology annotation, molecular function: 2-oxoglutarate-dependent dioxygenase activity.
UUAAAAAAAAAUAACAAAAAAUUAAAUACUUUAAUAACUUAUCUAUUUUUUAUAAAUAAAAUUUAUUUUUUAAAAUUAUAUAAUCUAUAUAAUUUAUAUAAUAAUAUAACCUGAUCAAAUUAUAUUUGAAAAGAAUAAAUAACUUCUAACAAUGGAAACAUUGAAUUCACCGUCAGAUAAAGUUUUAUAUCAAGCUAUUAUGGAAAUUAAAGAGCCAGUAAUAUUUCAACGACUCUUACAAAAUGCAAAAGAUGAUUAUUGUUGGAAAUUAUUUGAAUGGAAUUUAUCGGAACUUGCUGAAAAAUUCGGAGAUAUUAAAUUACCAUUUCGAAUUGGCUAUAAUGCUAGAUCUACGAAUCCACAAUGGGAAGUAAAUUGUCCAACAGUUUUAAUGACAUUAUUAGAAUUUAUUCAAAAUAUGAAUCUCCAUGAAAAUCAUAAAAAGUGGUAUUAUUUUGAUUAUAAAUAUAUGCAAGAAUGGUUCAAAAAUAAGCCAGAAAUAUUAAAUUCAGUAAAUUGGAAAAGAUUUGAUAUUGAUAAAACUGGUGAUGAUUCUACUAUUUGGAUUGGCAGCAAAGGAGCUCAUACAAAUUGUCAUCAGGAUUCUUAUGGUUGUAAUUUAGUAGCUCAAAUACAUGGAAGGUUAAUUUUAUAA